Euleptes europaea (tarantolino) is the source of this 3130-nucleotide messenger RNA. RefSeq names its product ubiquitin specific peptidase 37 (gene USP37). Gene Ontology annotation, biological process: protein deubiquitination. Lineage: Eukaryota; Metazoa; Chordata; Lepidosauria; Squamata; Sphaerodactylidae. The record is from RefSeq and is a predicted model, not a curated record. Bases 22 to 2979 code for a protein of 985 amino acids. Gene Ontology annotation, molecular function: cysteine-type deubiquitinase activity. The transcript is spliced from 23 exons.
CUUUAUAAAUUAUAUGAAAACAUGGCUCCACUAAAGUUACAUGGACCCAUUCGCAUGCGCAGCCUACAAACUGGGACCACAAAAUGGAAAGAAGGGACGUUUGAAGUUGUGGAUAGUGACAGCAAAGUGACACUGGUGGUUCGCUACAGUGCUGGAGGAAUUCCAAAGAUAUUUCUGCUAAACCAUAAUAUUAAAAAUGUAGUGGUACGACCAAAUAGAGGGAAAUUAAGUUGCUUGAUGGUAACGCUGAAGGAUUCCAGUUUCUUGACAGUGGAUAAAAUACCAUCGAAAGAUGCAAAUGAAAUGAGGCUGUAUUUGGAGGCUGUUCAAAACAAGUUUCAUACAGCUGCGAAAUCUACCCAAGGAUCCAGCAGUUUUGGAGGCAUCUUGGGUAAUAGAACCACUCAGAAGGAUUCUAACAGGCAGCUUCAAUACAUUGAAAACCAGACUCCUCCCAAAAAGGCAGUUAUAGAAAAUAAGGAUGAAACUCCACUUCGUAAGGUGCUUGCCAGCCCAGGAAGAUCAGCUAUUAAGAAUUCUGCAGGAACUGGGAUGUCUGGCAACAGAGUUAACGUGGUGGCUACUCCUGCAGCUUCAACACCUCACAGAAGUGGGUUGUUGGAAAAUCGUGAAAGAAGGAAAAGGGCACAGCCUCCUUCAGAAAUAAACGAAGAUUACCCUAAAGAGAAUGAUUCAUCAAGCAAUAACAAAGCUAUGACUGAUCCAGCACGGAAAUUUUUAUGUAGUAGCAGAGAAAAGCAGCUGAACUUGAAACAGGCCGAGGAGAACAGAACUUCAGGAGUUUUGCCUUUACAGACCUCCUCAUUUUAUGGUAGUAGAUCAUCCACAAAGGACUAUUCAGCUAGUAAUUCUAAUCUGGACAGGUUUAAUGUGGUGAAUCAGACUCCUUCUGCCAAAAGAAGCUUGGGGUUUCUCUCUCAGCCAGCCCCUCUCUCUGUUAAAAAAAUGAGAUCAAAUCAGGAUUAUAUGGGAUGGAACAAGCCACGAGUCCCUCUUUCCAGUCACCCACAACAGCAGCUGCAAGGAUUUACAAACCUGGGAAAUACCUGUUACAUGAACGCUAUUUUACAAUCCCUGUUUUCAAUUCAGUCAUUUGCUAAUGAUCUUUUGAAGCAAAAUAUCCCCUGGAAAAAAAUUCCAUUCAAUGCACUUAUCAGACGUUUUGCUCAUCUGCUUGCUAAAAAGGAUAUUUGUAGCCCUGAGAUGAAGAAAGAUUUACUCAAGAAAGUAAAAAACGCAAUUUCAGCCACUGCUGAGAGAUUCUCUGGUUACAUGCAAAAUGAUGCCCAUGAAUUUUUAAGUCAGUGCUUGGAUCAGCUGAAGGAAGACAUGGAGAAGCUGAACAAAACUUGGAGGAGUGAGCCAGUUUCAGGUGAAGACAGCUCAGUGGGACGGGUGUCUGAUGACUUAACAGCUACCAAAGUUUAUACUUGUCCAGUUAUUACAAACUUGGAGUUUGAGGUUCAACAUUCUAUCAUAUGUAAAAUGUGCGGUGAAACCGUCACCAAACGGGAACAGUUUAAUGACCUUUCCAUUGACAUACCACGAAGGAAAAAGCUUCUUCCAUCUCGUUCAAUCCAGGAUUCAUUGGAUCUUUUUUUCAGGGCAGAAGAGAUAGAAUACUCCUGUGAGAAGUGCAAUGGGAAAUCAGCUCUCGUUACACACAAAUUCAGUCGGUUUCCCAGGGUCUUGAUUCUUCAUUUGAAACGAUACAGCUUCAAUGUAGCUCUCUCUCUCAAUCACAAAGUUGGACAGCAAGUGAUCAUACCAAGAUUUUUAACCCUACAGUCUCACUCUACAGAAAGCACAAGGCCCCCACUCAUUCUUGGGUGGAGCGCACACUCUGCAAUUUCUCGGCCAUUGAAAGUAUCCCAAAUGGUGAAUUCCUGUUCUGUAAGCACUUCCACACCCUGUCGGAAGUACUCAUUCAAGUUUAAAGGCCCCAUUCUAAAUGCUGUGGACUCAGACAGUGAAGAUGAACCAUUGAAACGCCCUGUUGCAAACAGCCCAAAACAGUAUGAUUUCCCAAACAGAGAACAUCAACGAGAGGAACCAGAGAAAGGUUCAAAGAAAAGUAAAACAGAGAACGAUAAAACUUCAGAGCUGGUGAAUGCUGGAUUUGAUGGGAUGAAUGAGGAUGAGCUUUUUGCUGCAGUCCUGGAAAUUAGUAAGAGGGAAGCAUCACUGUCACUGAGCCAUGAUGAAGACAAACCAACAAAUAGUCCGGAUACUGGCUUUGGAGAUGAUGAAAUGCAGGAGUUGCCAGAGAAUCUGGAACCCAUGGAUGUGGAGAAGCCCAAAACAGCUACAGACUCAGGAUUUUCCAACUUCACUGAGGUAACUAAAGAUUUUGAUGAGAACAAGGAAAAUAAAACCCCGGAAGGUACUCAGGGGGAGGUCGAUUGGCUGCAGCAGUAUGACAUGGAGCGAGAGAGAGAGGAACAGGAGCUACAGCAAGCUUUGGCUCAGAGCCUGCAAGAACAAGAGGCGCGGGAACAAAAAGAAGAUGAUGACCUUAAGCGAGCCACUGAAUUAAGUCUACAAGAGUUUAACAGCUCUCUUCUGGAAAGCAUUGGCUCUGAUGAGGACUCGGGGAAUGAGGAGGUCUUAGAUAUGGAGUACUCAGAGGUGGAGGCUGAAGAACUGAAAAGAAAUGCUGAGACAGGAGAGCUUCCUAAUUCAUAUCGUCUUAUUAGUGUUGUCAGCCAUAUUGGAGAUUCAUCCUCCUCAGGUCACUAUAUUAGUGAUGUAUAUGACAUCCGCAAACAGGCAUGGUUCACAUACAAUGACCUGGAAGUAUCCAGAACUCAAGAGGCCUCUGUGCAGAGUGACAGGGACCGGAGUGGUUAUAUCUUCUUCUAUAUGCACAAGGAGAUAUUUGACGAAUUGCUAGAAACAGAAAAGAGUAUUCAACUGCCCUGCAUGGAGUUGGGAAAGCCAGUUCGGCAACCCCUGUGAAGAAUGUUCCCUCUAUCCUGAGCACAAGGGAUUCUGAACUUGCAGGAGCCACAAACCCCAAAAACACAGGGUACAACUGAGACAAACACCUCGGAAUAGGAGGAAUGGACUGUUCCGCACCUGUCUUUGAACUUCAUCUGUGCAGUUUAAG